Messenger RNA from Paramecium sonneborni, 699 nucleotides. The record is from the annotation of a GenBank genome assembly. NCBI's taxonomy places the organism in Eukaryota, Ciliophora, Oligohymenophorea, Peniculida, Parameciidae.
AUGUCCCAACCAAUGCUUCAGGAGAAUGAAUAAAAGAAUAAGUUCAGACAGAUUCAUUUGUAAAUUUAACAUUUGAUUUAAUUUAUUAGACAUUUUGGUAAAUCUAAAUUUCUUAUACUUCAAUAGCAUUAAUCAUAUAAACUUAAUGAUCUAUUACCUAUAUAGUUUUAAGAUUAUUUCCUAAUGAAUUUCACGAGCUGAAUCUACUUCAAUAGUUUUUAAAAUUCUUUCUAUCAACUAACCUGUUUGGUUUUUUGCCUUACACAUAUUACAGUCCUCUGUAGAAUUUAAAAAAUUUAGUAAAGCUUCUCAAUUGUAACAAAUAAUUUCAUUAGAUGUAAGACUUUUAUUUUUAAAUCCACUAAAAUAAAAUCCUCAUCAAUUAUAGAAGAUAUGUCAUAGAGUGAGAUAUCUAGUUCCUAGUAUUAAAACAAAUCUUAUUUAGAUUAUUAAUUUCAAAAAUUUUAGGAAAAAUAUUAAUUUUAAAGGAUCAAUUCUACACACACUGAAAAAUUUGCGAAAUCCAGAACAAUUAUUUUAAGAUUAACACCCUCCUAUUUUAACAACAGUACAUUUUAAAAAAAUUUUGAACAUUUGCUAUCAGUAUUAAAAUUAUUAUAUAUUUGGGUACCCUCAAGUUUUCUAGACACAAAUAGAAUUAUCCAAAAUACAUUCCCCCUCUAUAUACUAAGACGUUGA